GAGAUGUGCCUGCAGAUGAACCUUGUAUACCAAGCAGUAAUAGAGGAGAAACUGCAAGAACUGGAAGUGCUGAUUGCACAGAAUAAGGAGCAGCAGGAGGAGCUAAUGUGGGAGCUCGCUGGCCGAAAGACUCAAAGGGCUGGAACCAGCAAACUCUACCCGUUAAAUCUGGCUAUCGGCCAUUUUUUGAAGCCGUACUUUAAGGAUAAAGUCACUGGAGUGGGACCUCCAGCCAAUCCGGAAAUGAAAGAAAGAAGUGUCCUUAUAGUGAAAACAUUUCAAGAACUAACCACCAAAAAAUGGAGGUCUUCGGAUACUUUGGAACUGAGAAAGGCAAUUUUCAGUGAUACAUUACAGAGGAUGCUGCAGCCCAAAAUGCUCAAGGUGGAAUAUCUCCAGCAGAAGCACCAGAACACCAAAAGCGACAUUGAGAAGAAAAUUUUAACAAAGCAGAUUCAUGAAGCUGAGCGAGAAAUAGACGAGAUCAACCAACUUCAGGAGGAUGCCUUGCUGGGACAGAGACAUGAUGCCCAUGAUUGGGAUAAAAUAGCCAACAUCAAUUUUGAAGAAGUUCACACCUCAGAUCGGCUGUGCAGAAUGUGGCAGAAUUAUGAGCACCCGCACGUCAACAAAGAGGACUGGACAGAAGAAGAGAUUGAAAAACUAAAGGAGAUCGCAACAGAUCACAACUUUGUUGACUGGCAGGCGAUCGCGCAGGAAUUGGGGACCAACCGUACAGCGUUCCAGUGUCUUCAGAUGUUCCAGUCUACUAACAAAGGCUUCAAACGGAGUGAGUUCACCAAGGAGGAAGAUGAGAUGUUGACGCAUUUUGUCCAGCGAAUGAGGGUUGGGGAACACAUCCCUUAUAACAAAAUUUAUUAUUUUAUGGAGGGUCGAGAUGGUUUGCAGCUUCUAUAUCGAUGGACAAAGUGCCUGGAUCCCAGUUUGAGGAAAGGUCCAUGGAGCAAAGAGGAAGAUGAGAUGUUGUUAAAAGCAGUGGCUAAACAUGGUGAAAAGGAUUGGUAUAAAAUUCGGUUUGAGGUUCCAGGAAGGAGUGAUGUUCAGUGCCGAGAGAGGUACCUCAAAGGCCUUCACAAGGAUGUUAAGAAGGGUAAAUGGAGCCUGGAAGAGAAGGAGAAACUUCUUGAACUUACAUCAAAAUAUGGUGUUGGUCAUUGGGCACAAGUGAGCAAGGAGCUGCCUCACCGGACUGGAUCACAGUGCCUCAGCAAAUGGAAGCAUAUAACAGGCUACUUCACGAGAAGGAGGCUGAGACUAAAACAGAUGACACCAGAAAUGCCACCAAAACUAAAGACAUCACAAAAGCCCCCAAAGGAGAUGACGACAAAAAUAAAAAAGGACAGUGAGGAAGAAAUGAGCAGCGCCAGCAGUAGCAGCGAAAGCAGCUUUAUCAGCAGCAGCAGCAGCAGUAGCAGCAGCGAGAGUGAUGAUGAAGCCAUGGAGCUGAUGGAUGAAUUUGGAGGAGCAGAGAUCUCCAAUUUGGUUAAGUCCAUUCCCGAUUUGGAUUUGUGGAUCCCCAGGAAAAGGAGCCUUGGUUUGCAGGAUAAGAGCCUCCUUGUCUACACUGCUUCACGUAACACCAAGCCACCUAGAACUAAGAAACGAAAGAGCAGAAAUGUCACUUUUCAGUUCAACACCAUUUUGAAGGGUAUUGCCUAUCCUCCAACCAGCGACACAGUUACGGAGACAGUUGAGGACUUCCUAAAAGAGGCAGAAGAGAAUAGUCGUGAAAUUCUGCAGAUUCGGGAAGAAGAUAUUCUCAAGAUUCUUAUGAGGAACACAAGAGAAAAUGAAAGGAAACAGAUCCAGAGAUUUAGGCAGAGUAAGCGCGUUCCAGGUUCAGACACCGAUCAGCAGGACUCCAGAAGGUCUUUGUCACAGUUGGCUGUGACACGUCUGUACAGAGCAUCAGUAGAUCGGAAGCUGCUCUGUGCUGUGGCACGGUGGAUAGGAAAUGUGUUUCUUCCACUGUCAACCUGCCGUGAGAAGCGUUUUACAGGAAGAACUCGGGUAGAAGUGGUUGAAAAGAAGCUGAGUUGUGUAACCAUAACCAGCACUCCAAUUUUCACCCUUCUCAUUCAGUUUUUUCAGAUAGAUGCAGAAGGCUGUUUGCAGAUGAUCCAGCUGCAAAAAGUUGAAGAGCCUGAGUUUUGCAGAAAAGAAAAAAACACUACAAAAACCACUACUAAAACCGCACGGAAUACGGCAAACUCGAUAUUUCAGGGUGUGUUGGAACCCACAAAAUGUUCCAAGAACCUGAUGCAAGUACCAUCUUUUAGUGACCAGAAACCUAAACCUGUGGUUCCCCAAAUGACAACAGAAACUCCACCACCACCACAGAAACGUCGUAAUUCCACACCCAAAAUUCCCCGAGUUAGAUCUGUCGUGCCGGCCCCUAAACUGAAAACCGUCUCUGAGUUGCUAAAAGAAAAAAGAAUGGAGAAAUUAAAGGCCCUCAAAGCUGCUCAACGCACCGCAGUACUGUCUGGAAAUAUCCUGGUUUCUCCACAAAUCUUGAUCCAACAGCCUGCGAACCAAGCAGUACAACCUCAGGCUAUGGUGCUGCCUGUGGCUCCAACUACUUUACAGAAUGGUUCUUGGUCUGUUAGGCCCUUUUCUCCUAUGCCAGCCCACCAAGCUAUUUUGCCUGCCACUACAAGUUCCUUAGGACAAGAAAACACUGAAAUGAGGGCUUUGGUUGAAAGCCGAUCACAGCUGGCUGGUUCUUGUUCGACAACCCUUACGCCAUCCAGUGCGUCUAAGGUGACAUGCAAUACUUUGCCGGUUGUUUCAAGUGCUUUGAAACAGGUAAACACAGCAGCAUUUUCACCGGCUGCAAGCUGGCAAAAGGAGGCAAGCCCUCAUUUGCCAAUAUCUGCCCCAUCUAAGGCAUCUACGAUGAUAUCUCAGACGUUGCCUUUUGUUACAAGCUCCUUAGGAAAGGUGGGCACUUUGGUGGCCUCAUCAGUUACAAGCCAACCACAGCCAGAUAUCACUUGUUUGCCAAAAGCAGCCCUGGCUCAGGGGCUUCCCAACAAGGCAAGUCAGCUAAAGCUCACCCCACAAAAAUAUCCUAUUGUUAAAAUAGCCAAGCUUUUGCAGACAAAUUAUCCCAAAGAGUAUACAGCAAAUGUGACAAGUGACCCACAGAGCAGUUCUGCACCAAACAACUCUUGUCAGACCACUAACUCUGAAAGGAAGAAUUUAGAUGUGAAACUCAUCUCUUUAGAAGAAGAGAAGAUUGUGAAGGAAUGGCUUCUAGGGAAGAAAGGGGUGGAAGUACAAAAGCAAAAAAUUGCCAUUCCUUAUUUGCCCCCUUCCAUCUGCACUCUCAAAACGUUUUCAAGACUUCUGUUGGAGAAAAAAACUUUGGAGCAGAAUGCUUUGAAAUUACUGCCAUUCUCUGAUGUCACAGAGGUUGGCUCAAAGCAAAUGAAAGCAGCUCUCGGUGAUAUGGUGGAAGAGAAGCUUAAGGACAAUUCGGCCUACCAGCUUAUUAAACAACGUUUCCUCUCUGCAUUUACCAUUCCUGGGUUCCUAGCUGUCCUCCCACCAACUGCUGAUAGUAUAAAGCAGGACUGUGAUGAGGACUUUGAGGAUUUAAUGGAUAGUGAAACAAACAUAGUUGAGGCUCCACAUAAAGGAAUACGUGCUGCUGUGGUUGGCAAUUCAGUUGGCAACAUAUCUGGAGGGGCUACACCAAUACUUACAGAACAGCUUGAGGUAUUCAUUAAUCACACAAAAAGAGACCCAGGGCGAAACGGCGGAACUCAGCUGGCCAGGCUGAGCCUGCUCGAAUCAAUGAGAGAGCGGCGGAGGAUGCCGCUGCAGCACUGUCACUUCAGCCGCAGCUCGCUGAGUCUAUCUGUCAAUGGGGAGCACAGUGGGAUGACAGUGUGA
Nanorana parkeri is the source of this 3921-nucleotide messenger RNA. It is a transcript of the gene SNAPC4, whose product is annotated as small nuclear RNA activating complex polypeptide 4. Bases 4 to 3921 code for a protein of 1305 amino acids. Lineage: Eukaryota; Metazoa; Chordata; Amphibia; Anura; Dicroglossidae. The transcript is spliced from 24 exons. The record is from RefSeq and is a predicted model, not a curated record.